Molecule: messenger RNA, 726 nt
Organism: Laccaria bicolor S238N-H82
Lineage: Eukaryota; Fungi; Basidiomycota; Agaricomycetes; Agaricales; Hydnangiaceae
Exons: 5
Coding region: 1-726 (241 amino acids)
Source: RefSeq, a predicted model, not a curated record
AUGAAAACUUGGGCUGCAUCCAGGCAUGAGUACCUUGAUGCCAUGCUGCUCAGACCUGAUGAGAAGAUCUACCACCUGAACAUUGAACACAGCCCCAGUGGCAAGAUCACUCCAUUAAGAGAAAAUACAUGCAACGACGGCAACACCCACAGUGAGGCUCAGGCUGGCUCACCUGAUUGGAUUGCCAGUACUAUGCCUAAGAGUGAAUCCAUGCCUACAGAAUUUCAGUGCAUCAAAUUGAUAUGGCUGGUUGUCUGGCCAUGGGCACUGAAGCUCAUAGGCUCAACCCACAUUAUCUCUGAUGACACUGGCCUUGUUUUAAAGUACAGCAACUGCUACAUCUCUGACCACAAUCAGCAAUGGUGGUUUCAGAGGAAGAGUGCUACCAGUUGGGAAAACCAAGAACCAGGAAGGGGAGAAAGGCCUGUGGAUCUGACCAAAACCUCGACCAUGAACAAGCAGGCUGAUCACGACAACUUCCUGAAUGUCAGCCCUGUAUGGCAGGCUCUGUUGGGUGUCCAAUCUCUUGGGAAGUAUUACGAGCCCUCCUUCACAAUCUGCCAGGCAAGGAACUCCAAAAUGGAAACAAGAGGAUGGAAAUUGGUGGGCAGAGGCAAUGAAGAGGGGAUUUUGGCUGGUGGCAGCAUGGAGACUCUUCAGCAGCAGAAUGCUUGGCAAGGUUGCUGUGGGAGCAGGGAGAAACUGAGGAGUCAUCAUGCGUGGUGA